AGGUGCACACGUUGGUAACAAACUGGCGGCUUGUCCUUGAGCGAAAGAGGAUAUCCUACUUGCCUGCCCAGCCAGGGACACUUGCGUAAUUCAUCGCACUCUUGAAGUACUCCGUCAUUAGUGCAACACUGCCACUGCUGUGCAUGAGAUGGAUAUAAAGGUGAUUAACAACAGCACUAGCAAAGCGGCAAUAUCACCAGCCAGACAACGGCGGCAUCACAUAAGCAACACCGACAAAAUAAAAACAACAACACAUAAUUACUGCAGCAAUCGAUCAUGGCGGCAAACCACAGCCAGUGUACCUGAAGGAGACCAACAACUCCCUCAUCUGGACGCGCUCUUGUGAGAAGGAGACCACCGAGCCUGUGGAGGGCAAGGUCAAAGGAGAGCUCCCGCAGUGGCUCAGCGGACGCCUGACUCGCAACGGACCAGGAAAGACAGGCUUCGGUGACACUCAGUUUAACCACCUGUUCGACAUGUCUGCACUCAUUCACCAGUUCAACAUCUAUGACGGCCGCGUUACGUACCAGUCCAGGUUUCUGCAGGGCGACACCUACAAGAAGAAUCUGAAGGCGAAUCGUAUUGUUGUGUCGGAAUUCGGCACGGGGGCGUACCCAGAUCCCUACAAGACGCUGUUCCAGAGGUUCAUGAGCUUCUUCACACCCUUACAACGAGAUGUGACGGAUAACUGCCUGGUGAGUGUGUGUCACUUCGGCGAUGAGCUAUACGCUAUGACGGAGACCAACGUGAUGCGAAGGAUAGACCCCGAGACGCUGGAGACAGUGGGAGAGAAGACGAACCUGGACGAAUAUCUAAUAGCUGUAAAUACUGCUACGGCUCAUCCACACGUGGAUCCUGAUGGCACUGUCUACAAUAUGGGUAGCUCUUUCGCCGCGAAGGGAGGGCCACAAUACUACAUUGUCAAGUUUCCUCCACCUGCAGUGGUCGAUGGUAAGAAGAAGUCCUCGCUGGAUCAGGCCAAGGUGGUGAGCAACAUCCCAUGCGAAAAGAAACUGCAACCUUCUUAUUACCACUCUUUCGGCAUCACCGAGAACUAUUUUAUCUUCGUGGAGCAGCCCUACGUUCUUAAUCUGAAGAAUUUUCUCCUCAAUGCCUUUUUGGGGAAGAGCUUCCUGGCUUCUAUGGAGUGGCACAGCAAGAAGAAGACCAAGUUUCACGUGGUGCGGCGUGACACAGGGGAGAUGAUCGCCACCAAGUAUGCCUCCGACGCCUUCCUCACCUUCCACCACACCAACGCCUACGAGGAGGACGGUCAUCUGGUGGUUGACCUCUGCGCCAUCAAAUCUGGAGAGGUCAUCUCACAGUUCCUACUCAAAAAUUUAUCUCAAGAUGACUUCAAAGUGUCCCCGAGCGACUUGCCUCACCACCGUCGCUACGUGCUGCCGCUCCACACGGAAGGUGCCCACUCGGACACCAACUUGGUAACGCUGAAAGGCACGAAGUGCACCGCUCGGAAGAUACAGAACGGCACCAUCUUCCUCGAGGGGCAAGACAUCUCACCCAACAUCAUUGACCUGCCGAGGAUAAACUACAAGUACAACGGCAAGCCUUACACCUUCGCAUACGGGGUGGAGGUCAAUCCUCUCGGGAUGCAGUUCUCAAGGCUGGUGAAGAUGAACAUGCGCACUGGUGAGACGCAGCUGUGGCACGAGGAUGGCAAGCUGGUGAGCGAGCCGGUGUUCCUGGCGGCCCCGGACGCCACCCGCGAGGAGGAGGGCGUCGUGCUCACUACUCUCCUUGAUAAGAACAACCCAACCUUCGUGGCGCUGCUAGUGCUGGACCCAACCAGCUGGAAGGAGGUGGCGAGGGUGGAGUUCAAGGCGCAGGGCAAGGUGACGCAGACCUUCCAUGGACAGUUUGCUGCCACGGGAGACAAUGUUCACCUCCUCUAAACUCCCACCUGAGACGGAUAUCAUGUAAAUGGUAGUGUCAGGAAACCAUGAGUACAGCAAUGUUGUUAUUUUACAUUUACCUUUGGUCCAGGUAUUAGUUAUCCUGAACAACACUACUUUUCAAACAGUUAAUGCAUCGUGGGUUAUGAUGAUGAAUAAAUAUAUAUAUACUGUACGCUGCACAUUUCGUCACACGUUACAAUUAAUGCCAAGUAUUUGUCUCUGUCUGAUUCAUAUUUUCACACAAGUGAAAUGGAACGUGGGAAUUCUAUUAUAAAAAAAAAUGUAUAUCAAAAUAUAUGUCUGCAUGGUGUGCCGGGAUGGUUUGCAUGCGUUGUGCUCGUCUUGCACAGAAACGACACGGUUUUUGUGAGGGGAACAGUUUGUAAUCAUCUUCAGUUUUAUAAGCAGCAAAAGAAUUGCUGGAUUUCAUGAAGAAUUACAGAUGCAGAAACAUACUAUAAUUCCAUUUAACUGAUUCGUCGUUUUGCUUGCAUGUCAGUAACUAUCUAUGUAACAAUAAUCUUGAUAAAAUGCUGUGCAAGGGAUUUUUUCUUAUCUCUAUACAAUCCAGAACGAAUGCAUAUCCGGCUUCACAAUCUAUACUUUUCCAGUUCAUUAUUGCACACGAUCUUUGGAAAUUAUUCUUUCAUACUUUUUUUUAAAGUUCUGAUUAGAAGUUUUAAAUAGCAAGUAAAGAACGUGAUUUUUUCUUUCAUGUGUAAUUACAUAAGAAAGGAAUCCACUCGCAUGUAUACUUUUUGUUUGUAUGGCUCAUAGUCUUUAAUUUACCGUUAAUUUCUAUUCAUUCACUUAUCUGUUUAUUUACUCAUUUGUAUAUUUCAGAGGGACACCAAUGUAUGGCUUACGUUUUAAAUAAGA
Messenger RNA from Portunus trituberculatus (swimming crab), 2795 nucleotides. RefSeq names its product beta,beta-carotene 15,15'-dioxygenase-like. Gene Ontology annotation, molecular function: beta-carotene 15,15'-dioxygenase activity; carotenoid dioxygenase activity. NCBI's taxonomy places the organism in Eukaryota, Metazoa, Arthropoda, Malacostraca, Decapoda, Portunidae. The record is from RefSeq and is a predicted model, not a curated record. Gene Ontology annotation, biological process: retinal metabolic process; carotene catabolic process. The coding region runs from base 477 to 1913 and encodes 478 amino acids. The transcript is spliced from 12 exons.